AUGGCGACUUUCCUCGAGAAUGCGUACAGUAUGGUGCACCAGGACAAUGCGGCCGACGUACCCUCCGAGAAUGAGCUGAAGACAGCUCUGGAGAAGGGCAGCGAUGAGCAGAAGAUUGAGACCAUGAAGAAGAUCCUGGCCAUCAUGCUCAACGGCGAUGCAAAGUCAGGGCUUCUCAUGCACAUAAUACGAUUCGUCAUGCCCAGCAAGUCGAAGCCGCUCAAGAAGCUCAUGUACUUCUUCUUCGAGGUUUGUCCGAAGCACGACGCCCAGGGCAAGCUGCGCCAGGAAUGGAUUUUGGUCUGUAACGCCAUUCGGUUCGAUCUGCAGGCACCAAACGAAUAUGUCCGAGGAAACACAUUGCGCUUUGUCACGAAGCUGCGAGAUGCAGAACUUGUAGAGCCACUGCUGCAGCCUGUUCGCCAGUGUCUCACCCACCGCCACGCAUACGUCCGCAAGAACGCUACCUUUGCCAUCGCCUCCAUCUUCACCCACCUUCCCGAGCUCAUGCCCGAUGCGCCCGAUCUUCUGACCACGUUCCUCGACGACGAGAACGACCCAACCUGCAAGCGCAACGCGUUCGCCGCCCUUACAUCCAUCAGCCACGAGAAGGCGCUCGAAUACCUAAGCACCGUCUUUGACGCGAUUCCGAAUCACGAGGAGCUUCUACUACUUGCUGAGCUUGAGUUCAUCCGCCGCGAUGCCGCCGUCAACCCCGGCAACAAGGCCAAAUACUUGCGCCUCAUCUUCGAUCUGCUCGAGUCACAGGUAUCGACCGUUAUCUACGAAGCCGCACAUGCCCUGACUACUCUCACAAGCAACCCUGUGGCUGUGAAGGCUGCCGCAGGGAAAUUCGUAGAGCUUGCUGUCAAGGAGCCCGACAAUAACGUCAAGCUCAUCGUUCUGGAGCGGGUGAACCAGUUGAGAGACAAGAACGAGGGCGUUCUCGACGAUCUGACCAUGGAAAUUCUUCGUGUUCUGUCGAGCACCGAUCUCGACGUGCGCAAGAAGGCUCUGCACAUUGCUAUGGAGAUGAUCUCCAGCCGAAAUGUAGAAGAGGUGGUGCUUCUCUUGAAGAAAGAGCUAAUGAAGACCGUUGAUGAGCAGUAUGACAAGAACUCCGAGUACAGGUCUAUCCUCAUCUCCGCCAUCCACCAAGCUGCCAUCAAGUUCCCAGAGGUCGCCGCAAGCGUUGUCGGCUCGCUCAUGGACUUUAUUUCUGAUGUCAGCAGUAACGCGUCAGCUGUCGAUGUGAUCUCCUUCGUCAAGGAGGUUGUCGAGCGCUUCCCCGAUCUCCGCCCAUCCAUAAUCGAGCGCCUUGUUUCAACUCUUGGUGAGGUUCGCGCUGGCAAGGUCUACCGCGGUGUCCUGUGGAUCAUUGGCGAGUACGCACUUGAGAUCAAGGACAUUCAGGAUGCUUGGAAGGGCAUCCGUUCAUCGUUAGGUGAGAUUCCUAUUCUUGCCUCUGAACAAAGACUGUUGGACGAUGCAUCAGAGGGCAAGGAGGGCGAUGACCAAGUCAAUGGACACACCAAGACUGCCGCUCCCACAGGGUCGCGAAAGGUCCUGGCUGAUGGAACAUACGCGACCGAAAGUGCUCUUACGUCUUCGGCCGCAGCCAAGGCAAAGCUGGACGCUGUCAAGAACUCGCAAAAACCCCCUCUGCGUCAGCUUGUACUCGAUGGAGACUACUAUCUCGCCACCGUUCUCUCCAGUACACUCACCAAGCUCGUCAUGCGAUACUCGGAACUUUCACAGAACGCUGCGCGGACAAAUGCUCUGCGUGCUGAGGCUAUGCUCAUCAUGAUCUCUGUCAUCCGUGUUGGACAAUCGCAGUUCGUUAAGACCCUUAUUGACGAGGACUCUGUCGACCGCAUCAUGUCUUGUGUUCGCUCUCUAUCAGAGUUUUCGCAAAAGAAGGAGCUCGAGACUGUCUUUUUGGAAGACACACGGAAGUCUUUCGCGACCAUGGUCCAGACAGAGGAGAAGAAGCGUGCAGCAAAGGAAGCUUCAGAGAGGAUGAAGUCGGCUGUCAAUGUUGACGACUCUUUCAGCAUUCGUCAGCUCAAGAAGAAGGAUGCUGAUGGCAGCGAUGAGAUUGAGCAGGACCUGGAGAGGGCCACAGGAGGCGACACCGCGACUGAAGAUCUCUCGUCGAAACUCAGCCGCGUGGUCCAGCUCACAGGUUUCUCCGAUCCCGUCUACGCCGAGGCCUACGUCAAGGUCCACCAGUUCGACAUUGUGCUCGAUGUUCUUCUCGUCAACCAGACCACUGAGACACUACAGAACCUCACAGUCGAGUUUGCAACACUUGGCGAUCUCAAGGUUGUCGAGCGCCCGCCAACACAGAACGUCGGCCCGCAUGACUUCAUCAAUCUGCAGUCUACCAUCAAGGUCUCUUCGACUGACACAGGUGUUAUCUUCGGAAACGUUCUGUACGAAGGCGAGAAGGGUAUAGACUCUAAUGUUGUCAUUUUGAACGACGUUCACGUUGAUAUUAUGGACUAUAUCAAGCCUGCGCAGUGCACAGAGACGCAGUUCCGCACCAUGUGGACGGAAUUCGAAUGGGAGAAUAAGGUCAACAUCAACUCCAAGGCCAAGUCGUUGCGCGAAUUCCUCAAACAGCUGAUGGCUUGUACCAACAUGAGCUGUCUGACACCAGAAGCAUCGAUGAAGGGCGACUGUCAAUUCUUGUCCGCGAACUUGUACGCCAGAAGCGUCUUCGCAGGUGAGGAUGCAUUGGCCAACUUGAGUAUUGAGCAGGAGGGCAACAAUGGCCCAAUCACUGGGUUUGUCCGUAUUCGCAGUCGAUCGCAAGGGUUAGCGCUGAGCUUGGGAUCGCUGAAGGGUUUGAAUAAGGUUGGUGUUGCAUGA
Molecule: messenger RNA, 2874 nt
Organism: Didymella exigua CBS 183.55
Lineage: Eukaryota; Fungi; Ascomycota; Dothideomycetes; Pleosporales; Didymellaceae
Product: coatomer subunit beta
Exons: 7
Coding region: 1-2874 (957 amino acids)
Biological process (GO): endoplasmic reticulum to Golgi vesicle-mediated transport; intra-Golgi vesicle-mediated transport; intracellular protein transport
Cellular component (GO): COPI vesicle coat; cytoplasm
Molecular function (GO): structural molecule activity
Source: RefSeq, a predicted model, not a curated record